This is a messenger RNA of Pyrus x bretschneideri (Chinese white pear), 721 nucleotides long. Its product is annotated as phospholipase A2-alpha. Gene Ontology annotation, biological process: phospholipid metabolic process; lipid catabolic process; arachidonate secretion. Lineage: Eukaryota; Viridiplantae; Streptophyta; Magnoliopsida; Rosales; Rosaceae. The transcript has 4 exons. The coding region runs from base 18 to 485 and encodes 155 amino acids. The record is from RefSeq and is a predicted model, not a curated record. Gene Ontology annotation, molecular function: A2-type glycerophospholipase activity; calcium ion binding.
AAGUGCUUUUUCCAACCAUGGUUUUUAACCAGUCAAUGAAGUUUGUUCUUGCCCUCUCUUUUCUUGUCCUGUAUUUUAAUUCCAUUAAUUUGCAUGCCCUUAACAUUGGUGUCCAAGCCACAGAUGCCUCCAUUGUUCUGAGUAAAGAUUGCAGCAGAGAAUGUGAGUCAGAGUUCUGUACAGUGCCUCCAUUUUUGAAAUAUGGGAAGUAUUGUGGGCUUUUAUACAGUGGAUGCCCAGGGGAGCAACCCUGUGAUGGCCUAGAUGCAUGUUGUAUGAAGCAUGAUAACUGCGUUCAAUCCAAAAACAAUGACUAUCUAAGCUCAGAGUGCAGCCAAACGUUCCUAAAUUGCAUGGCAGAGUUCAAAAACAAGGGAGGGAAAACGUUUAAGGGGAACAAAUGCCAUGUUGAGGAUGUUGUGGAAGUUAUAACCCUUGUCAUGGAGGCUGCUUUAGUUGCUGGAAGAUAUCUCCAUAAGCCUUAACACCGCAGCAGCUACCCUCUAGUCAUUUCUAAUUGUUUCACAACUUCGUUUUCUUCUUCUUUUUACAUGUUCUUUCUUCCUGCAUUUUACUUAAAUCGAGAAAAAAAAAAUUUAUUCUGAAUUCUCAAACAAAUGCAACAAAUUUUCAUAGAAAGAUGUGAAGAAUGUAAACUUGUGCUUAAAUUUUGCAGAUAGCCAGGUUGAGAUGGUGUUGUUAUCCAUUUCCCCUUCUCUAA